Molecule: messenger RNA, 6517 nt
Organism: Dermacentor silvarum
Lineage: Eukaryota; Metazoa; Arthropoda; Arachnida; Ixodida; Ixodidae
Exons: 4
Coding region: 858-3248 (796 amino acids)
Biological process (GO): G protein-coupled receptor signaling pathway
Cellular component (GO): membrane
Molecular function (GO): G protein-coupled receptor activity; peptide binding
Source: RefSeq, a predicted model, not a curated record
GCGGCCAAAGGAACCGGGUAGCCGAGCCAGACCGCGCUCCGACAGCGCUGCGGAGGGACCUGUGCUCGCCGCGCUCCCCUUGUUCCGGAUACACACUUCGCCGCGGUCCGUGCUCGCUCGUGUGUGUGUGGCGGUGCGUGCCGGCGCUGUUGUGCGAGCGUGUUUAGGCCGAACGAGCGUCAGUGCCUUUACGCGGCGGCGCCGCCGGCGGCGUUGUUCGACGACGACAAAACGCCUCUUCGGAAACUGGAUAUCCCGAGUAAGCGCGCCGCGACCAGAAGAUCCUCGAGUGCCGCCCGGGGAUCGCACUGCUUGUGUGUGUGUGUGUCUGUGCGCGAGUGCUUGCUGCCUCUCCGGCGGCGGCCCUGCUGGAAGCAGCUCCGAGGAGUGGAUGCGCGCCUGGAAACUUGGCGCUUUCUGAAGUGACCCAGCGACCGAGUGUGGAGGUGUGCAUGUGGUGGUUAGUGCGGACCCGCGUUGCCAGACUGAGGAUGUACGCUGCGAGGCUCACACUGGGAUAAUCUUUUUCUUUAGGUUCUUGUUCAGCGAUCGUCGUCGUCCUCGUCGCCGUCAGCUCGACACCUCGUGACUUUGGUGUUCCGGCUCUCGGAGCCAGAAUUCUACCGUAAGCCAGUGAUGUGAAACGCGUCGAGAGAAAACCCGUGGCCCACCGCUACGCGAGUAUCCGACGCUGCCAAAAUCGGACCGGUGAUUCACGAUUCUACCAGUGUCCCCAGCGCUGCCGCAGCGACUCAUCUUCAUCGAGCAAUCCCGUCAUGUGAGAAGAGCCCGUCGCGACUUUCCCGUCCGGGGCUAACGCACAAAAAACCGCAACCACGGCGGGCUUUCGAUUCACCAUGGAGCUCUUCCCGGUGCUCUGGCUGGCCGUAUCGGCCACGGCUCCCGUGCUCAUAGUGCUGUGCCUAUGGGUGGCCUACGUGUUCCACACGUACCGCCGCAAGUGGAGGACCGUCGACCUGUUCCUGCUGUCCGUCUGCUGCCAGGACCUGGUCACGGCGCUCUUCUGCUUCGGUUUCUCGGUGCUGCGGCUCAUCGGACCCAAGAUGGCCGCCGCCCCGUGCGGGUUCGUGCUAUGGGGACUGGCGGCGAGCCGCACCUUCCAGCUCACGACGCUAGCCUCCGCGGUGGGCGACCGGCUGCUGACGAUCCGCUGGCCGUACCGGUACCGUUUCAGCGUGCGCCGUAACCAGAUCCGGUACCACGUCGCCGUGCUCGCCGUCAUCGGCGUCCUGAUCGGCGUCGCGUCCGCGUUCGCCCGCUCCUCGGAGUCCAUGCUGGAGUGCUCGCUUCACCCGCAGCUCUGGGACAGCCGGUACACGCUGUUCGUGCUCGUCCUCUACGGAAUGCUCAUGGCGUGCAGCGUCGGCAUGAGCGUCGCCAUGGAAGUGCAGCGGUGGCAGCUGGGCCGCAAGGCGCGCCUCCAGCAGCUGCGUACCGCAACGCCGGAGUACGGAACGACCAGCACCGGGAGCAGCGUCAGUUCGUCCAGCUCGAAGCCUCUGCACGUGCUUGGAAGACAGACGUCCAGGAGGCCGUACAGCCCGCAGGUUCUGUGUGAGGCCGGAGUGUCCGAGUAUCGCUGGACGGUCGUCGCCGUGGUUACGUUGCUGUCCUUCGCCGUCAACCAUCUGCCCUUCCUGGUGAUGGUUGUGCUGGGCGCGUACAUCGACGGAUUCUGGAGCCCCUGGCACGACAUGGCCGUCGUGUGGCUGCGGCUGGCGCAGGGAUUCCUGUUCCCUCUCGUGCUGUGCGUCACGGAUCGGCACCACUGGUCGGCACUCAAGAAGGCCCUGCAGCGACGGUCGGCGUCGGCAGACUUCACCGGAGGUGACGAGAACCGGUACCGGCUGUACACCGGCGACGCCAAGAGCUACAUCAAGCACCUGGGCCCCGUGGCGCCCAUCGGCAUCGUCACAAACUACAAACGCUCGUCGGCCAACUACGGCCGCGUGUCCAAGACUCGUCCGGGCCGCUCCAGCUCUUCGAGGGGCAGCGACCGGCCCCGGAUUCCCGGUCUGCCGCCUCCCAGUUACCUGGUGCAGGGCAUCUACAACGUCGACUGCGUGCUCGACAAGGCGGCGUACCUACGAAGCUGCGCCGUCCAGCUGCAGCACCAACAGCACUUACAACAGCAGCACCUGCAGCAGCAGCAGCAGCAGCAGCAACAGCAGCAACUGCAUUCACCCGGCAGUCCGGGGUCACCGCUAAAGCGGCCCCUGGAAGACGCCGGAAGCUGCUGUUCCAUCGACUCGGCGGUCAAGGUGCACAUCCCGGCCGUCGACUACGACUCCGAGAAGUCGCGGCCCGACGAGAGCGAGCGACGCCAUCAGGCGGCCGUCUUGACGCCGCAGGACCUGCCGGCGUGGAUACAGCAGGCCCAGGAAGAGGAUCACAUCUACGCGACCCUGUCGGACACGCUCAGUCUCAGGUCCACCGUUGCCGGAGAGAGCUGUGGCACACUCAGUGCUCCCGAGGAGGAGUCCGACUCGGACGACGCCGGCUCAUUCACGACGGACGCCAACGACGACUUCGAGUUUCACGACACCCGGCCUUGCGGCGGCGAGGUGCGCAUGCGGCCUUCGACCGGCUCGGACGUCGCUUACGCCACGUACGGCGUGGUCCAACAACACCAUUCGACAGAGGCCGGCGGCGGAUACGGCCGCAUCCAGAAGCCCACCGACCCGCCGCCGUACCAGGAGUCCUGCUGCAAUAUCGCCGGCUCUCGUAACGCAUCGUACUCCAUGAACGACCUUGACCUUAUCGACAAGAUGGAGGACGGCGACGACGACCAGGCGGAAGACGGGUUCCGGGCGCCGUGGCGACAACCCAGGAGCGAGUCCCUCAUGUCCCUGUACAAUCCGCCCGCCGAACAGGAACCCGAAGUCGUGGCCGAGGACGUCCUGGUCAAGGAUCCCGCCAUUACGAGCGACCCUUACAGUCUGGGCCAGAAGGUCAUGGAGGCCAUCAUGAAGAACGGGCGCUCGUCGUUCGUCAUUCGCCGGAACUACGUGCGCAAAGCCAAGAAGAGGAUCGGCCUCAAGAAGCACAAGCUCGUUUUCGACUGCGAAGGAAUCGACGACGGAUUUGUGGCUGUUCGUAGGUUCCCCUUCCAGCAGAAUCGGCUGGGUGGCAUCAACGCCAUCCGCAGGAUCGGCAGCCCCACUAGCCAGUGGCACGUGCCUGCGGGACCUGCCGGGAGGCUGACGGUCAUCUCCGAAUUCAUCUAGGUGUACAUAUGUAACGACGCGGGCCCCUUUUGGCCCUUUGAAGAAAGGCGAGCAUGCGACGCCGCGGUGGAGCUGCGACGGAUCGUGUACAUAACACUGCUCUUGUGUCUCUCGAAAAAGUGUCAAACAAGCAGCCCCCGGCGCUCCAGGAAACGACGUGCGCCUCAGCGCUGUGGCGCUCCGUGAUUGAUGAUUGAAAGCAAUGCCGGAUUGAGGACCUUAGUAUAUUGCGAUAGAAACCUAUCCUUGCUCCGCAACUUAGAGAACGUGAGAAUCAAGGUCUUAUAGAAAGAGAAGAAACACCUUCAGAUGGAAGUCAAAGGUAGCGAGCAGACUCAAGUUCGUCAGCUAGGGACCAUACGCAAAAUUGCGUAGUGAUAGCGCACUCCCUUGUGUCAUGUAGUUACGCGGCUAAAAUAGACGCGACCGAACUACGUUGGCUACGACAUUGAACGCAGUUCCUUGUAAAUCGCCCUUUUCCAGUUUUUUCUUACAUUACAGUCAUCCUCUCUCCAAGGCUACGUUAAAUCUUGCGACAACCAGAUUGAACUUCACUGCUUCUUGCAGUAGUGGGUUGCGCGAGAUGGUAAACUUUCGACGUAGUUCCACUAGAGCAUAUUGUGAAGAGAGCGAAACAACAGACCCCUUUCGUUGAUAAACUGCGUAUACUUGGUUUUCUUUGACUGACUUGCCACACAAUCUCUCGUUCCAAGCAGUAAAUGUCUCCUGUCUAUCGGCCAAACAGCUUUCGUGCGCAGUUUUAAUCCAUGCGAAGUGCCUAAUUGCAUGAGAAACUUGUGAUGCUUGCGCUCAACUUUUUCUCACUAGCACCAAAGUUGAGGUCACACGUCCGCCCUUUCAAAUACGCACAUACUACAAUGCCAGGGAACCGAAGUUCUCGUGCGCUGGCUUGAAGGUUUUUCCGGUUGCAGCGCCAACAAUGUUGGGAAUUAUGCCUACUGCCGAAUCCUUGCCAAAAAGCAAACUGGAUUGAGGAACGUGCCUUGCUGUGCUCUAGUUUUAUAAAUCUGCAUCUUCUAGAUCGUUUCAGUUCACCGUUCAUGCGCCACACGUGAAUAUAACGGCUAUGAUGGCACGACAAAGAACUGCGCUAUGUGGCUUUCGCUUGAAUUCACAGCGUUUCACUGAACAUUAAGCGCAUUAAAACGCCAAAACGAGCGUUUCAGGGGGCAGCAAUACACCUAUAGAGAUAUCCUUUAAUAACAAAGUGAGUCGCUUUUCGCUAUGACAUGUACAGAACGUUAGUGAGUGUCUUUGAUUGCGCCAAACGUAAAAGAAUAAAAGGCGUUCACUCGUGUUAGGCCGCGCAUGCGGUGUGUCUGCCGUCUUGUUAACGCUGCUGACAAAACGGUCUCGUCGAUGCAGUUAUUACCGCAUUAAUCGCUUUUAUGUAAAACCGCCUGAUACAUCGUGGCGAGCAGGAACUAAUUGCAGAAGACAAAUUCUUUGAGAUCAUAUCUAGUGUAACCGGGGUAAAAAAAUAAUGCUUAUAUGUUUCUUGCUUCCUACGAGUAACAAAUUCAGCCAUCACUGUAAAUACACACAUCGUUACCUGAACAGAGCACACGCUCUCACGCCAUUUACUCAUUGCCACUCAGUGCCUGUAGGGGAAUGUACGGGAACGGCACAUGGGCGCUCUCGUGCCUAGUAUCAAAUCGUGCGUUACGUACGCUAGUAGCCAAGCGUUUGCAACACGAUCGCUUCUGGUAUAUUGUAUAAUACGCGUGCGUUUCUGGGGCUGCACACCAGAGUGUUGGAACUAUGGUCUUACUGGCCCGCUGAUGAACUAACGUCCUUGAACUGUACUGACAUGCAUUUAGUUGCCACGGCGCGAGGAAUAGUACAACAAAGUUACAUUAUGCACAAUUAACAUCACCACCAAACUGCCUGAAUGACACGAAGUUUAGUAGCUCACAAAAGCGAAUCGCUCCAUCUGUUCUUUCCUAGAAAAACGAUAUAGGUGAUCGCGUCUGACAGCGAACGUGACCGUCGCGACACCACAGUUUUCGUUUCGCAAACACCUACAACACCUCGUGUACAAUAAACGUUCAGCUCAAGCCUUUGAUUAUGCCAUAGAAAUGAGUCUAAUCAGCGAGCAAAUUGUAUUACUCGAUCGACCCGUGGGAGUCCGUUGGCCAGCAGUGCAGUUGCUCGCCUGCCAUGCAUGGUCCCGCUGGUAUUGGCAGCGGUGUCCACACCUUUACAUGUCUGCGGCUGUCGCGAGUGCCACGGCAAGCAACACGCAAGUGACAUCCCCGAGAGAAACGCAACACCUGACGUCUACUAUCACUUAACACGGGCACGCAUCGUUCAACUCUGAGAUUGGUCCCAGAAAGAUUUCGGUCGUCUCACCUUACUUGCUACUAACUUCGAGUUCCGUCUUCAGCUUGACAGCCGACUCCCACGAGCGUCAACGUGUUUCUUUUAUUUUUUGUAUUUCUAAAAAAAAAAAAAGCAGGAAACACAUACCCUGCCGCUCGGCCCGCGAAGUGGUCGCGGGCUAGAGGAAGCCGCACCCGCACCCGCGAUGGGUUGAUUGAACCGGCAUAGGAAAGGACGGGCGUACUCGUCGCCGUCGCUUCGCCGUGCGUCCAACGCGUUCACGGACGACUGCCUCGCGCCUCCGAACAAUGGUCCGCACGAGUGCGCGCCCUCUUCUGUGUUUUUGUGUGUUCAUCUCCGCCGCGAUUGCCCGUAACCCCCCCUCCACCUUCCGCCAUCUUUGACUGCGCUAACGAACUACCGGUAGGACUAUACUCGUCUCUCCUUCCUUCCUCUCUCUCUACACCACCAACCCCCUGUGCCUCGUGACCACACGUGCGUGCCUAUGUGCAGCGGAGACGACAAACGGAAGUCAGCGAGAUUCGACAGCGCGUCCCGUCACCGAACGAGGUGCCUUCGACGAGACGACGACGAUACCUGUUAGCGUGAAUUUCUAAUAUAUUCCUCCGUUGCUGGUUGUCUUCGUGCUUCCUGUAUAGGGCGACGAUUGGCUGCGUCUUCGAUGACACUUGUUGCUGUUUGUAGUUCUUUUUUUUUUUUUCUUUCACUACCUUGCCGGUGCGCCCGAGAUGCACGGGUGUGACGGGUGUGCGUUUGUAUAUGUGUGUGCAGUGCGAGAUGAUUGACAAUGUCGUGGUUUGCUGAGUGCCCUCCGUGAGCCUUGAGAAACCAGCCGUCGACGAAGACACAUACACACAGUUCACAUUGUUGCCGAGACGAUGAAUAAAUGCGAUUACGUGUGAGCA